GCCUCCCACUUAUAUAUAAAGCCCAUAAAAGUGGCAGUAUGGUCCUUGCUCGCCUCUCCACAAAAAAAGGAUUAUUUUUUCCUCUGUCCUUCCCUUUCAACGCAGACCGAAAGGCGGAGUCCUCCCACAAUCUCUUGUGGCCACCAAUCACGCUCUACUCUUUAAGGGAAGUCAGCAUGGAUCAGGCUCAACACCCAACUGUCAUGCAGAAGGUAGCAGGGCAGCUCACUCGUUUUAGCAAUUCCCAAGAUUUUCAAGGGUGUGAUGGGUCUUUCCGUAGGCCUGCUCUCUACCAAAGAAAUGUUGCAUAUCAAAAUUACUCCAAUGCUGCACUGCAGUACCCUAUUGUCCGAGCUUGUGGAGUUACCAGUGACAUGCCUACGGUUCCAUCAACAGCAUCUGCUAUUUGUAUUCAAGCUCCUGCUGAGAAAGGGUUUACCGGCUUUGCUGUUGAUUUCCUUAUGGGUGGAGUUUCUGCUGCUGUAUCUAAGACAGCUGCUGCUCCAAUUGAGCGUGUUAAGCUUUUGAUUCAGAACCAGGAUGAAAUGAUUAAAAGUGGUAGGCUCUCUGAACCCUACAAGGGUAUUGGUGAUUGUUUCAAGCGAACGAUUAAGGGUGAAGGAUUUGCCUCUUUGUGGAGAGGAAACACCGCAAAUGUUAUUCGUUAUUUCCCCACUCAGGCCUUGAACUUUGCUUUCAAGGACUACUUCAAGAGGCUUUUCAACUUCAAGAAAGACAGAGAUGGUUACUGGAAAUGGUUUGCUGGUAACUUGGCAUCUGGAGGAGCUGCUGGUGCUUCUUCCCUUCUGUUUGUUUACUCCUUGGACUAUGCGCGAACACGACUUGCCAAUGAUGCAAAGGCUGCAAAGAAGGGAGGAGAGAGGCAAUUCAAUGGCCUUGUUGAUGUCUACAGGAAGACUUUAAAAUCUGAUGGUAUUGCUGGGCUUUACCGUGGUUUCAAUAUCUCAUGUGUUGGAAUCAUUGUUUACCGUGGUCUAUACUUCGGAAUGUACGACUCCCUGAAGCCAGUGGUUUUGACGGGAAAGAUGCAGGAUAGUUUCUUUGCUAGCUUUGCCCUUGGUUGGCUCAUCACGAAUGGUGCUGGCCUUGCAUCCUACCCGAUUGACACUGUUCGUAGAAGAAUGAUGAUGACCUCUGGUGAAGCAGUGAAGUACAAGAGCUCACUUAAUGCAUUCUCUCAGAUCUUGAAAAAUGAGGGUGCCAAGUCUCUAUUUAAGGGUGCUGGAGCUAACAUUCUUCGUGCUAUUGCUGGUGCUGGUGUGCUUGCUGGAUAUGACAAGUUGCAGCUCAUUGUGUUCGGAAAGAAAUAUGGAUCGGGUGGUGCUUAAACUUUUGGGUAUAUUUCCCUUUUUGGUUCCGUUUAUAGGUUUAGAUGGUGAUGAAAAACUCUUUAGUCCGGAUAAAUUUAUUUUGGCAAAGAUUUCGUUAAAAUAAUUCAGAUUUAGUGGGGACUGGGGAGUUGUUCUCCUAACAAUUUUUCUAUUUUACCAUGAAAGUUUUGCUUUAGAAAAAAUCUCAUAAAAAGAGCAGUGUAAUGCCAUUGCCGCCUCUCUGAUUUGUUGGUUUUUAUGAAUUCAGGGAUACUUUAUAUUUAAAGUUCUAAUUUUAAUAAUUGUUUCUGUUUCAAGUUGUUAAA
This is a messenger RNA of Gossypium arboreum, 1657 nucleotides long. RefSeq names its product ADP,ATP carrier protein 1, mitochondrial. Gene Ontology annotation, biological process: mitochondrial ADP transmembrane transport; mitochondrial ATP transmembrane transport. Bases 39 to 1349 code for a protein of 436 amino acids. The transcript has 4 exons. Lineage: Eukaryota; Viridiplantae; Streptophyta; Magnoliopsida; Malvales; Malvaceae. Gene Ontology annotation, cellular component: mitochondrial inner membrane. Gene Ontology annotation, molecular function: ATP:ADP antiporter activity. The record is from RefSeq and is a predicted model, not a curated record.